Molecule: messenger RNA, 522 nt
Organism: Dracunculus medinensis (Guinea worm)
Lineage: Eukaryota; Metazoa; Nematoda; Chromadorea; Rhabditida; Dracunculidae
Source: the annotation of a GenBank genome assembly
AUGAUACAAUUUGAUAUGAUGACAAUGAUAUUGAUAACGAUAAUAGCUUUGGUUUUGCUGGAAUUCAUUGCAUGCAAUGAAAUAUGCAACAAUAAGUCGUGCAGGCUUGGAACCCAAAUUACCAUCAGCUGUAAUCUUGUUGAAAAGCAUUGCGGGCGUCAUAUGAAGUUCUACAAAGAAAUGCAAUUAAUCCAUGUUCCAAUUCUGUGUGUGUUAAAAUGCACAUGCAAGCCCAGAUUUACCAAAAUUGAAAUAAAAUGCAUCAAAAUACGACGACAACCAAUUCAAAAACUUCAAAUAACAACUAAACCGCAAGAUGAAGCCAAGAAAUUCAACGAGUCUCCUCCUUUGGUCGCUGUAACGAACUCAGCUCGAACUAUCAAUUCCAUCGUGAACGCUGGGUCGGGCAGAUAUUAUACUGACUUAUGUGCUAAUACCGACGAAAUUUGCCCCAAGUUUAUGGUGAAACGUGAAGUUGCAAGAAUGCAACUUUGGUGUGCUUAUAUUUGUGAAUUUUUGUGA